AGAAAGACAGGAAAAAAAGCGGAGGGCGAGGAGAGGGGCGGAAAGAAAGAAACGAAAACCACAAAAGAAAAAAAAAAAUCGCUGCUUUCGUUCACGGAGUCCCGCCCCCUCCGCCUUUAAACCGGCAACUCCGACGACGACUACGACGACGUUUUCCGCCCCGCCCCUUAAACAAGGUCCCACGAUUCCGCGCUUCCUUUCCCUUCAAGAUUCCAAGCGAGAGAUCGAUAAAGGGUGACGAAUCUAGAGAGAUUUAGGUUUUCGGGCGGUUUCGAAUCUCUUGCGCUCUCGCUCUCUCUCUUUGUUUGGCGUUUGGUUUCGAUUUCGGAGGUUUGCUUCGGAGUCUCUUUGCUGCUAGGGCUUGUGGCGAGUGUUGAGUUCAAUAAGAAGCAAUAGAUAUUGGGAAGGUGCAAGUCUGGUCAAUAGUGAUGGACUUGGGUUCUGCACUCUUGAAACUAGCUGCUGAAUCCGAUGUGUCUGGUCCGAAUAUUUUCGGGUGGCUUGUCACCGCUGGAUCAUUUGGACUGUUGGCCCUCAUUUAUGCAUUCCUUAAGCUGCAGAGACAGGCAUCCCUAAACUGGGUGAAAGCUGCUGCUAGGGAAAAGAAGAAGGCACGGAAGACAUUAAAAUGUCCAACUUCACGCCAUACAUGGAUGGAAGAUUAUUGUCAUAGUGAGCAGCCUUCAACAUGUUGUGUCUGUUUAUCUUCAUUGGUCUCUACACAAACUGUUGGUGCAAAGGGUGCUUGUAACGUUCCUCUUCACCGUUGCUCCAUAUGUGGUGUUGCAGCUCAUUUUCACUGUUCCCACUCUGCCACAAAGGAUUGCAAGUGUGUAGCACAAGGUGGUGCAUCCCACUUGCUGCACCAUUGGUCAGAAAGAUGGGUUGAAAUGGAUGACAAUUCUGAUACAUCUUCCUUUUGCUAUUACUGUGAUGAACCAUGUGGUAUACCUUUCCUUGGUGCUUCACCUAUAUGGCGUUGCUUGUGGUGUCAGCGCCUGAUACAUGUUGACUGUCAUGCCAAGUUAUUAAAAGAGACGGGUAAUGUCUGUGAUUUGGGUCCCUUUAGAAGGCUUGUUCUGUCUCCGCUUUGUGUGAAAGAAUUAAACACAGGGCAAGCAACUGGUGGCAUGUUAAAUUCUAUCAAGGAAGAGAUUAUAGCAUCAUCAGUUAGGGUUCGGAUUAGAAGGCGACGUAACCGGAGCAAGCAUGGGUACAAUUAUGCUUCUUUUUAUGGAGAUCCUAAUGGCAAAUUGCAGAACAGUUCAGAAAAAGGAUCAGUACUUGAAUCCAUGCUUAGAGGGGUUGUUGCAUUGGUCAGCACGAAUGAAAAGAAGAAUGGAUACUCUAUGAAGCAGGAUGGCGGGUUAGCAAGUCUUGAAUUCACUGAAAAUGGCUGCAUCCAGAAGAAUGGAGGCACCAUGAUCACAACUGAUAAAAAGGAGCACAAAUUGGUUGAUUUGCCACAGGAUGCCAGGCCUCUUCUUGUUUUCAUCAAUGCCAAGAGUGGAGCUCAAUAUGGACCUUCUCUUAGAAGGAGACUGAACAUGUUGUUGAAUCCUCUACAGGUUUUUGAGCUUAGUGCUUCACAGGGACCAGAGGUAGGACUGGCAUUGUUCCGUAACGUGCAAUAUUUUAGAGUUCUUGUAUGUGGUGGAGAUGGUACUGUAGCCUGGGUUCUCGAUGCCAUUGAAAAGGAAAAGUUCGAAUCUCCUCCACCUGUUGCUAUACUACCUCUUGGAACAGGAAAUGACUUGUCCAGGGUUUUGCGAUGGGGAGGAGGUUUGUCUUCUGUUGAAGGACAAGGUGGUUUGGGUGCCCUGCUGCAUGACAUUGACCAUGCUGCAAUCACAAUGCUCGACCGUUGGAAUGUUGCUAUCCAAGAAUAUGAUAGGGAGCAAAGCUGCAGUACAAAGAAACUUAAGUUUAUGACAAAUUAUCUAGGUGUUGGAUGUGAUGCAAAGGUUGCAUACGACUUUCACAUGAUGCGCGAAGAAAGACCUGAUAAGUUCUAUAGCCAGUUUGUGAACAAAUUGCGAUAUGCCAAAGAAGGUGCCAAGGAUAUGGUGGACAGAGCUUGCGCUGAUUUACCAUGGCAAGUGAGCCUUGAAGUUGAUGGUGAUGAGAUCGAAAUCCCAGAGGAUGCUGAAGGUGUGCUUGUGCUAAAUAUUGGUAGCUAUAUGGGAGGGGUGGAUCUUUGGCAAAAUGACUAUGAGCAUGAUGAUGAUUUUGGUCUCCAAUCAAUGCAUGAUAAAACACUUGAAGUUGUGUGCAUAUCUGGAACAUGGCACCUCGGGAAACUUCAGGUAGGACUUUCGCAAGCCAGAAGGCUGGCCCAAGGAAAAGUGAUAAGAUUGCACAUCCACAGUCCAUUUCCUGUCCAGGUCGAUGGGGAACCAUGGAUUCAGCAGCCCGGUUGCCUGGAAAUAACUCAUCAUGGGCAGGUGUUUAUGCUGAGGAGGGCAUCUGAGGAGCCCACUGGGCAUGCUGCAGCCAUCAUGACAGAGGUCCUUGUUAAUGCAGAGUGCAAUGGUGUCAUCAAUGCUGCUCAAAAGAGACUGCUUCUCCAGCAGAUGGCACUCCGGCUUUCUGCCUGACUCCGCAUGCAGUCCACCCGCCAUCUUUUACCCUUUACAGCUUGCUGUUGCUGAUGGUAAUUAGAAAGAACUGGUCUUCUUUCAGUGUCAAUAGGCAACAUCUUUUGCUUCAGGUAGCUCUACACAGUGAAGGAAAGAGGUGAAAACUUCCUUCCCUUUUUAACCCCUUGGGUUUUGCAGCCCUAGUAGAUCAUGAGUUUUUUUCCGAGAAGGGAAGAGGUUAACUUCCUUUAUCUGAAAUUUCUUUCAUGUCUGGUGUGAAUUCAUAUAGUUACUCAGAGUGGAGAGAAGUGAGGGCGGAACAAGCUCAGUUUUGUAACAUCGAUACGUAUAUUGUUGCUACCUACAGAAUAUAAAGAUGGAUAAUCAAUCAUACUUGUGGUGUUUCUGGAA
Phoenix dactylifera (date palm) is the source of this 2990-nucleotide messenger RNA. It is a transcript of the gene DGK2, whose product is annotated as diacylglycerol kinase 2. The record is from RefSeq and is a predicted model, not a curated record. NCBI's taxonomy places the organism in Eukaryota, Viridiplantae, Streptophyta, Magnoliopsida, Arecales, Arecaceae. Gene Ontology annotation, cellular component: membrane. Gene Ontology annotation, biological process: phospholipase C-activating G protein-coupled receptor signaling pathway. Gene Ontology annotation, molecular function: ATP-dependent diacylglycerol kinase activity.